Molecule: messenger RNA, 2227 nt
Organism: Prunus persica (peach)
Lineage: Eukaryota; Viridiplantae; Streptophyta; Magnoliopsida; Rosales; Rosaceae
Product: casparian strip membrane protein 1
Exons: 3
Coding region: 1530-2102 (190 amino acids)
Source: RefSeq, a predicted model, not a curated record
UGUUGUAAUGAGCCAAACUCCAAUGCGGUUCUUCUUUUUCUCCCCCUCCUCCCAAAUUCCAACCCAACCAUUCCCACAGAACACUGCAAGUUUUAAGACCCUGGUUGAAAUUGGAUUAUGAAUCAUCUCAGGUCUUGCAUGUAAGUAUGAGAUAAUAUAUAUGUGAUGCAGCCAAGGAUGACUUGCCGGCGGCUACUACUUCUCUUGUUUAUAGGUACAUAAAAUUUUCAUCAAAUGUGACAACUUUGUUUCUACCCAUGCUCUGCAAUUUUAGCAAGCAAGAGAAACAAGGAGCCUUCUGUUAUGCACACUGAAAUUAACUAGAAGAAUGAAAACACUGAUUUAAUUUGUUUUGCGAUUGAGUGAGAUCCAAUUCCAGAUGAUCCAAAAGUUUAUGUGUGUGGUAGAGAUAAUUGGCAAGUUGUCCAUGGCUACAUGUCUAUCUCAUGUUUACAUGUUAGAUCAAUGAUGAUAAUGAUAAUGGAGAGGGAAGAAGCCCAGAUUGAAUGAUGUACAUGGCAGUAAGUUUUCUCAUUUUUGCUUCUAUAAAAAUCCCAACUCUCUCAUUUGUGCUUUUUUGCAAGUACUUUCUGACAAAAUGAUCCCAUGUUUUUUCUUUUUCAUUUUUUGAUCAAAUCCCAUGUUUUUUUGUUGAUUAUAUGGCAUUUUCAUGGUGUUUGUUAUAUAGAUGAUGGUCAAUUUUUAUUUUAUUUUCCCCAAUUAUAAAGAUUUGUGAAGUAGUGCAGGUCCAAAACAGCAAACAAAUUUCUACUUGUCAAGAUUUCACUAAGCAGGAAGUCCUGUAUCUCAUGACAUAUUGCUGCUUCUUCCUUCCUUUUGAAGUUUAGAGCCAAGAGGUAAGGUUUUCAGGUCCAUUUGAUUAGGCCCUGGAGCUGUUUGCAUUGCAUGUAUUCAUGGGAAAUUUGGACUUGCUGUCAUUGCCAAGUUGCCUUGGGCCUAAUGGCGCCUUUUUCUUGACAUACAUUUUCAACCUAAAAGACAACAUAUUACAUAUGUUUAAACCCUAAGCCACCAAACCCACUAAAACAGUGACAGCAUUCUCCACAAGCAUUUCAGAUCAUGCCUUUACUUAGCAGUGACUUAAUCAUAUUCCUGAUUGGCCAAUUUCCUAUGACCCUGGCAUGUCACCAAGGGAAAAUUAGUAGCACAAAAUUUGCACAAAGCCUUGUCCUAAUGUCAUGGCAUUAUCUGUUCAUUGUUGGAGUUGGCAGAAGGCUCUUUGUUCAGAAUUAAAUAUUGAGCAAGUGAGAGCCGGUGGGAUUGCCUUUGUCACUAAACUCCAGCUUUACCAGUGAGAUGUCAUCAUUCAGCCUAUCACAGGCUUACAUAUGGCAUGCCCAGGAGAAGCAUACAUACGCAAGGCAAGGCAUUGAAACCCAACAUACAAAUUACUAUAAAUGCAUGCCUUCCCCUGUAUCUAUCUCCACAGCAAUAUCAUCAGUCUAUCAAGUACACAGUACAAUUUCAAAACUCCCUACACUUUCAAAGAGAAAAACUAAGUAAGAAAAAUGAAGGCAGGAGGAGCAGUUGAUGCUACUGAUAAAGAAGCCUCAAAACCCAUCCCAAUCCCAAAAGUAAGGGUGAGCAGAGUGCUCUCUGUUCUAGACUUCACUCUGCGGGUAGUUGCAGCCCUUGGAACAUUGGCAAGUGCAAUAGCUAUGGGAACCAGCCGGGAAACGCUUCCCUUCACCGCGCAGUUUGUUCGAUUCAGGGCUCGUUACAAGGAUCUUCCCACGUUAACGUUUUUUGUGAUUGCCAACUCAAUUGUAUGUGUCUACCUUGUGCUUUCUCUUCCUUUAUCCUUUGUCCAUAUCAUCUGGACUGCAGCCAAAAACAGCAGGAUCGUCUUGAUCAUCUCUGACACGGUGAUGAUGGGGCUUUUAACUGCUGGAGCUUCAGCAGCAGCAGCCAUAGUGUACCUGGCACAUUAUGGCAACUCCAGCACCAACUGGUUUGCAUUUUGCCGGCAAUUCAACAGCUUCUGCGAGCGCAUUUCUGGGUCUCUCAUCGGCUCCUUUGUUGCCAUAACUGUACUUGUACUCCUAAUCAUCAUGUCAUCUGUGGCAAUCUCUCGACGUUGAUGUGCUGCUGGGUUUGUAAGUGUGUGAUAUGAAAAAAUUUGCUACUAGUAUCUUUCAUUUACACAACAACAUAAAAUGUACGUUCUGUAUAUUUAUUUAAAGCAAAUCUGCAAUAUCUUGUUACA